Hydractinia symbiolongicarpus is the source of this 1139-nucleotide messenger RNA. RefSeq lists its product as uncharacterized. Lineage: Eukaryota; Metazoa; Cnidaria; Hydrozoa; Anthoathecata; Hydractiniidae. Gene Ontology annotation, cellular component: trans-Golgi network. Bases 83 to 904 code for a protein of 273 amino acids. The record is from RefSeq and is a predicted model, not a curated record. The transcript has 6 exons.
GCUUGCUAGAAUUUUUAAAAUGGUGCACUGACAGCGGUCACACAGUCACUACUGAGGAAGCAAGAAUUCGUUAGCUAGAGAAAUGCUUAUUAUUUUUGCAGUUUUAUUGCAGUGUAUGAUUUCAAAUGCUGAAGACUGCGGUCCUAUAGGAUAUGACGCAAAAGAUCUUUUAAGUCCCAGCUAUUGGUAUUUCGACCUUCCGCCAAAAGACUGCCCACCUAUUCCUGAACCAGAUUUAAUCUUUCUUAACUCAACAGACGCAAAUAAUUCAACGUGUCGCAUAUACUUUAAUUUAUGUCAGUCGAUGUAUUUUCAGUGUGCUGGUUCGGUGUGUGUCAACUAUCUGAACACUGAAGAUUAUAUAAACUUUCUAGGUGAAACAGUAUCACAUCCAUUUCAUGAAAAUCAUGAUGCGAAGGGUUUUAGAGCACAGUACCCUGGGCAAUAUUUACAAUGCAAAAAUGGUAGAAAGAAAGUAACAACCACUUUUGUUUUCACGUGUGACAAAAGUAAGGUCUGGAAUCGAAAUGUCAGGAAGCAGCAUGGUGGCUCUGAGGCUCCCAAGCCAGAUUUAGUGCUGUUUAACAACAAUACUUGUGAAUACACAGUGAGUUUCAACUACUCUGGUGCAUGUUUGAAACUAUCGCCAGGCGAUUCACGAACAAAAAAUAUCAGCACUGGUUCUUUUAUACUCAUCCUAUUUUUUCCUGCGGUUGUAUUGUAUUUCUUGCUGGGAAUUCUCAUCAAUCGUGUGCGUGGUCACACAGGAAAAGAUAUGAUUCCACAGAGAGAAUUUUGGAGUGAUCUACCAGAGUUAAUCAUGGACGGAUUUGCAUUUACUAUGGCAACAGUCACGUGUCAUUCGGAAGAUCGCAGUAAAAACGAAUAUACUUCUGUGGAUUGAAAGAGUGAGCUCUAGUGACGUCAUCGUUCAACAUUGUGAUCAGUGAAAGUUGCAUGAAGGAACAUGUGAAUUUACAACUAACAUUUCAUGCUGAGAUGGUUUCUUUUGUUUUUAGUUGUUGUUUUAUAAAAUUAUUUUUUAUACACUUCUUGAGGCUAGCAGCAACUCGCUGCGAUUUGCAAAACAUUUCUAUUUUGUUUGUAAAAAUACUAUUUUAAUAUAAUCCAUUUGACAU